CUCUUUCACUAGAAUCAAGGCAUCUACGAUUUUCCAUCGUCAAUCAUAUUUAGUCAGCUCUCCCUGUAACACAUUACCGUAUAUUGAACCAAGUAAACUACAACCAUGGCAAGCGAUCAAAUCCGACAGAUGGUCAAUUUCAUCCUCCAAGAGGCACACGAAAAGGCCAAUGAAAUUCGUGUUAAGGUGUGUGCCUGACAUCGUACAACGGAUCUUAUAGCAUCAGAAAGAAGCUUUCCGGUCGGUAUUGCGGGACGAUUGAAGGCAGACGAUACAUUCGGUUUUGCGGCGAUUAAAUAGCUUUGUUGAGACGGUUCCAUUCCAUGAAGCCUGCCCAAAUCUGCUCCUGUACCCCUCUAACAACAACGUCUCCGCCGAAGAGUUCCUGGUGACUAUCGAUCAAUCUAUCCGUUAACGGUCGUGCCCGCGCAAAAUCCGGCGAAGCGUGCUCAAUGCCUCAUUUUUGCAGCCGUUUUUUCUUUUCGUCGAAAUUACGUUUAAAAAUAACACUUUCUUACACUUUUCUUCGUUAUCCCUCUUCCAUGGGUUUUUCUCCUAUCUCAAACAAAAAUAGACGGAACACGACUUUAACCUUGAAAAGCAGACUUUGGUUCAUGAGGCUAAACUUUCCAUCCAAGAUGACUUUGCAAAGAAGGAGAAGCAGCACGAAAUUCAAGAGCGCAUCGCCCGAUCGUCCGAGAUUGGUGCCUGCCGUGUAAAGAAGAUGCAACUCCGUGACGAACUCUUGAACAAGCUUCUCGCUGAGGGAGGAGCCAAGUGCGCAGUAGUCGCUCGAGGAGCCAACUACCCCCAAUUGUUGCAAAAACUCAUCGUACAAUGUUUGAUCAAGAUUGAGGAAAACAACACUGAAAUUUACUGCCGCACAGAAGAUGUCGACACCGUGAAGGGCGUUCUCCCCGACGCAAUUAAGGAAUACGUUGAAAUCAUGAAGAGAGAAUCCGGCGUCACAUUGAGUCCCAAUGUUACCAUGAACGCCGACGCUGACAAAAACUUGCCAGAAAGUUCUCACGGGGGAAUUGUGAUGACCGCCCUGAACGGAAAGAUUGUAUGCGAUAACACCAUGAGCGCUCGUCUAGAACUUGUUUACGAAGAGCUGCUUCCGUCGAUCCGUAGCAUCAUGUUCCCUGAUGAGUAAGCAAAAGAUAACGAGAAGAAUAAACUCAAUAGAACACACUUUGCUAAACAAAGAAAAAGUCGUGUCGUUGUUGUUUCAUCCGAUUUUGCUUCAAAUCUGCGAAGGGACUACGAUGGCGGAUGACGGUUUAGAUAUACUACUUUUAAUAUACACCAAUAAUAUCA
Pseudo-nitzschia multistriata is the source of this 1320-nucleotide messenger RNA. The record is from the annotation of a GenBank genome assembly. Lineage: Eukaryota; Bacillariophyta; Bacillariophyceae; Bacillariales; Bacillariaceae.